Rubroshorea leprosula is the source of this 455-nucleotide messenger RNA. NCBI's taxonomy places the organism in Eukaryota, Viridiplantae, Streptophyta, Magnoliopsida, Malvales, Dipterocarpaceae. The record is from the annotation of a GenBank genome assembly.
AAAUCAUUGUUUCAUAUUGCUGGUCUUCAAUUUGUUUCUGAGCUGCAGCUUUGGAUGUUGAGUGCCGUCUUUGGAGCUCUGGAAUAUGGUUGAGAACAAAACCAUGGCUUUGACAGCACAUGAAGGAUUAAUUGCUGCAUUGGCUGUAUCAACUGCAAUAGGGCUGAUUGCUUCUGCUAGUCACGACAAGUCUGUCAAAUUGUGGAAAUAAAUCGUGGAAAUGAUGGUUGUUUUCAGAAUCCCCUAGUAACAACAGAUGCAACACAAGAUUAGGGUUUUUAAUUAGCAAUGAUUGUAGUUUGUUGCUUCCAUUUGGUGUUCUGUUCAUCAUGACUCCAAUUCCCCAACAUCUAACCUGUCUUGUUGUAUUAUAGAUUGUAUAGUAUACUGUUAACUUUGAUAUUCUGGGUUAUUUGUGGACUCUAAAUGUUUUGUUCUCAUGAAGAACAUUAGCA